Molecule: messenger RNA, 285 nt
Organism: Iphiclides podalirius (scarce swallowtail)
Lineage: Eukaryota; Metazoa; Arthropoda; Insecta; Lepidoptera; Papilionidae
Source: the annotation of a GenBank genome assembly
AUGUCGGCAUCCAUUGCCGCCAAGUCAAAGAAGUCUGUGGCUAAACCCGUCACAACGCCUAAGCCACCUGCGGUCGCCGCGAAACCUACUACGGUGCCGAGGCCCCCAUCGAUUGCCACGAGAUCCACUGCGGCGCCCAUGGCCGCUACGGCAUUAAGACCCGCUGUGGCCGCCGUGAAGCCAGCCACCGCUAAUAAAAAGAAACGGAGGCGUAGAGGCCGCAAACCGCUGGCUGCAGCUAGUAUAACAAAGGACGGAUACCAUUAUCUUUUUCUUAAAGGCACA